Daldinia childiae is the source of this 771-nucleotide messenger RNA. RefSeq lists its product as uncharacterized. Lineage: Eukaryota; Fungi; Ascomycota; Sordariomycetes; Xylariales; Hypoxylaceae. Bases 1 to 771 code for a protein of 256 amino acids. The transcript has 3 exons. The record is from RefSeq and is a predicted model, not a curated record.
AUGCAUCACAGCCGUCGCAAAUCUGGCCAUGCCUCGACCAAUAGCUCAACGACUGAUGUCCGCAAGGUAGCCACAACUUCAGAUGCAAAGCCCAGACGGCCACAGACGUUGACUAGGAAAUCAACACCGCAAACAGUACUAAAACUGGGCAAGAACCCGAAGGAUCGCGAAAGGGAAUGGGAAGAAGAACGCUGGUUCGACGAUGAGCGAGAGAGCUUUCCUCAAUUUUGUAUGACCUGCGAAAAGCAAUUCACCCCACAAGAUGAGAAGUUUUUAUAUUGCUCGGAGGCGUGUCGCGAGCGUGACCAAAACGCAAGCGUAAGAACAUCGUCAUCGCGCCAUUCGUCUAGGGGACAUGAAGGUUUCGGGGCCAGUUUACCGUAUUAUUCGGUUGGAAACUCGGAACCCCGAGACAUCAUCCCGCGCGCCUCACCAUCUCGUUGGUCGCCUCCCACAACACCAACAACCGGUCAAUACACCAAUGCUGUCUCAGCCCUGAGGUCAUUAAGCAUACGGCCAGUGAGCCCGACUUCGCCGAUAUCAGGCAAUGCAGUUUGGCCGUUUACGCGCAGUGCUAUCACCAGCCCCAGUACGUCGUAUACGAAAUCGGCCAAUAACUUAUACUCGUCAACUUACGAUAACGGUUAUGCAGUUACGGGCUAUGGAUAUCCCCAAGGUGGAAUGACAGACCGACCAUUACCCUCUAGAAAGCCCGGUGCCUACUCGAGACCUAAGAGUAUCGAGUUAGUUACACCGAUAGUUGGUCGCUGA